AUGCUGAGCAGUAGAAGCACCGAUCAGCCGCCAACAAGCCGAAAGCCCCGACACACGAAACCUCGUCGUGGCUCCGUAGUCGAGUGGAUUAAUGGACUAUCGGAUAACAAUGUGUCCAGGGACAGUGAAUGGGAAAGGCAAAACUUUAGCGCAUGCUCAUCACCGCGCUUGACCCGUCAUGGAAGUGUGGUUUCCGUCGGAGAGACACUGCCGGAUGAAGCCACUAAGCAUCGCAUUGAUCUUCUGACUGCCCUCAAAAAAGAGGUGAAAGUCAUAAUGGAAGAAGCGGUGACCAAGCGACAAAUUGACAUCAACUCUCCAUAUGUCACCUCAUUAUGUGCACCAGUUAGUCAAGCCUGUACAGAUGGGAAAGGCUGGGUUACCUCAACCCAGUCCGACUCGAAAAGUAUGCAAGUCGGUGUGCUGCAUCAAUCGCCAUCACUAAGAACUGCUAAUUAUUAG
Ostertagia ostertagi is the source of this 462-nucleotide messenger RNA. Lineage: Eukaryota; Metazoa; Nematoda; Chromadorea; Rhabditida; Trichostrongylidae. The record is from the annotation of a GenBank genome assembly.